AUGAAGUUGCUGUCAUGGCGGUGAUCUGAAGCUUUGUACGUGGCAAAGUGCACUGCUCUGAAUAUUCAACGUGAAAUGAAAACCCUGCCUUUUUAAAUUGUUUGUAUAGAAUUUUCGUAAAUUCUAGUUAACCACUGCAGUGUCUGAUCUGGUGACCACAAAGUACGAUUACGCAAAUCUCGUCAUAAAAUUCAAGAUGUUUCGAAGAAAUAUCUACGUUAUGCGUUUACUUUUUUUGCUACUUUCUGUGGCAAUAUACGGCGCUCAGGCAACAGGAGAUGAAAACUUAGGAAAUACUCAGAGUGGUGUAGGAACUAAUGCUAAAGAGGGUGCCCGUGAAGCUUCUGCCAGUGACAAUUGGAUCACGAAUCUGUCAUGGAACCUUCUUGGCUAUGCGACAAUAAUCAUACCCGGAGCCUUCAUUAUUCGUAUGCUCAAGAACUCGAACUUCAACGAAAGAAGCGGUACAGGUUGCCUCUUCCGUUCUGUUCAGCUUUGUGUGUUUGGCACACCACCAGAGACCCCAAGCGUUGAGGAUGGUGGCAUUAAACCAAAAGAGGACCCUCCUUCGCCAGGUUUUUCUCAGACAACUAUCAAGCUUCUCUUUUGUGCUGCUGGUCUUCAAGUAUCUUAUCUCACAUGGGGAGUCUUACAAGAACGAAUCAUGACAAGAAGUUAUGAAGAACGUAGGGCAGAUGGGACUGUAGAACUUGUGAAAUUCCAAAACUCUCAAUUCCUUGUAUUCAUUAACCGCAUCCUGGCUUUGACAGUAGCCCUUAUUUAUAUAAUAUUCACCCGGCAACCACGUCACACUGCUCCACUGUACAAGUAUUCAUACUCUUCCUUUUCAAAUAUAAUGAGCAGCUGGUGUCAGUAUGAGGCAUUGAAAUUUGUCAGUUUUCCAACGCAAGUCUUAUGUAAAGCAUCAAAAAUAAUACCUGUUAUGAUCAUGGGGAAAAUAGUAUCAAAGAAAACAUAUCCAUACUAUGAAUAUGUUGUUGCAGUUCUCCUUUCUGGUGGGGUUAGCCUCUUUCUCUUGGCAGCUGAUCCAUCAGGAAAGCGAACUGCAGCAGCUACAACUUUUUCAGGUGCUGUUAUUCUCUUAGGUUAUAUGGCAUUUGACAGCUUCACUUCCAAUUGGCAGUCAGAGCUGUUCACCCAACACAAAAUGUCCUCCAUGCAGAUGAUGUUAGGAACUAAUCUCUUUUCCAGUCUGUUCACAAUGUGGUCGAUGAUUGAAGGUGGAAGCUUCUUGUCCUCAGUUUGGUUUGCACUAAGCCACCCUGAGUUUGCAUUCCAUGCUGUAUUGUUGUCUCUCAUGUCAGCAACAGGACAGCUAUUUAUUUUUUACACCAUUCAAUCAUUUGGUCCAAUUGUCUUCACCAUUAUCAUGACCACACGGAUGAUGUUAAGCAUACUUCUGUCGUGUAUCCUGUAUAACCACCCUCUGUCAGCUCAAGCAAUGUUUGGUGUGAUUAUUGUAUUUGUGGCUCUCUUUCUGAGGGUUUAUGCUAGGUAUCGUGCAAAAUCUUCCAGUAAGUCCUAACUUCAUUAGUUAAAAUGGGCUGGGUAAGCAGAAAGCUGGUAAUGAAAAUUUUGGAAAGCAUCCUUCAAUUCUCUCUUGAUGAAAAGAAGAUGAAUCUGCCACUGGCAAUAUUUUUCAUGUACACACAUACAUACACUCUUAUUUAACCCUUAAACUCCCAUGAGUGACCAAGACAGGAUUUCUUCUUAAAAUAUUAAUACAUUAUCAACCAGAUAAGUGAAAAGAAUAAAGAAAAAUAUCAGUUUGGGGAUAAUUAGUUAAUCCAAUACCAAAUUCUCUGAACUAACAUCAUUAGAAUUGUAUGAUUGACAGUAAGGAGAAUGACAAUUUUGAUCUGGGAGUUAAAGAGUUAAGAAUACCAGGAGCAUUGCUUUUGUGAAAGCUUGCUAAGUGCACCCCCCUCCCAUAGAAAAAGAUAAAAUAAAAAAUUCAGUUUAGUGCUCCUUCAUCUGUAACAAGCAGUUAUCCUAUUGAACACUAUGCACACCAAAGCUUAAACAUGUUGUUUUUGUUUAACAUGGUUUAGAAUUGUUUUCUUCAUUGAAAUAUAUUUUCUUCAUUGAAGCCACUUAAACCAAGUUUGUUGACUUCAAAUUUAGUACUUUUUAAAUACAUUUCAGUGAUUACUUAAUACCUAAUAAGCCUGAAUUUUUCUUGGAUGAAAAAUUCAGGUUUUCUGUUUGUUUUUGAUUUUCAUUCAGUUAUACACAGUUUGACAAAACAUGUUUUUCUGGUGUGAAUGGGACCUUUGUAUUUAUUAAACUGUUCAAUCUUCCUUAUUUGUGAGUGGAGAAAAGUGUCAUUAUUACAGUGAUUUCAAAUUAUAAAAGUUGAGUUUAAUGUGA
Molecule: messenger RNA, 2391 nt
Organism: Pocillopora damicornis (cauliflower coral)
Lineage: Eukaryota; Metazoa; Cnidaria; Anthozoa; Scleractinia; Pocilloporidae
Product: adenosine 3'-phospho 5'-phosphosulfate transporter 1
Biological process (GO): 3'-phosphoadenosine 5'-phosphosulfate transport; transmembrane transport
Cellular component (GO): Golgi membrane; endoplasmic reticulum membrane
Molecular function (GO): 3'-phosphoadenosine 5'-phosphosulfate transmembrane transporter activity
Source: RefSeq, a predicted model, not a curated record